Adineta steineri is the source of this 222-nucleotide messenger RNA. The record is from the annotation of a GenBank genome assembly. NCBI's taxonomy places the organism in Eukaryota, Metazoa, Rotifera, Eurotatoria, Adinetida, Adinetidae.
AUGAGUUUAAACGGAGGUGAUCCACGUACAUAUAAAAAAAUUUCCAGUGAUAGAAAUACUACUGAUCAUCAACAAGGAGAAUUAUCAUCAAUGAAUAAUCUGAAUAUAAAUAAUACAAAUGAUUCUACUAAUCAAACGAAUUCUUCGACAUCAUACAAUAGUUCAUCAUCGAAUCUUUCAAAUGAAACAAAUCAAUCAAACGAUCAUGGAAGAUCAAUCUAA